This is a messenger RNA of Cajanus cajan (pigeon pea), 1843 nucleotides long. Its product is annotated as cytochrome P450 94A2. Gene Ontology annotation, molecular function: monooxygenase activity; iron ion binding; oxidoreductase activity, acting on paired donors, with incorporation or reduction of molecular oxygen. The record is from RefSeq and is a predicted model, not a curated record. Lineage: Eukaryota; Viridiplantae; Streptophyta; Magnoliopsida; Fabales; Fabaceae.
GGUGAUAGGUGAUAGGGGAUAGGUGAUAGAGUAGAGUGAAGCAACCUGCCAAAUGGAACAUGAAACCCUGGCUCUGCUGCUUUUUCUUUUGUUUGCAACUCUACUUUGGUACUUAGCCUCAACACUAUCCAAAUCCCCACCGACCUCUUCCACCGCCACCACAGCCAUUCCCAAAGCUUAUCCCAUCCUGGGUUCCGUCUUCUCCAUCGCCGCCAACAGCCACCGCCGCAUCCACUGGAUCGCCGACAUUCUCCACGCCUCGCGCUCCUCCACCUACGUCCUCCACCGCGCCUUCGGCUCCCGCCAGGUCUUCACGGCCAACCCCACCGUCGUCCACCACAUUCUCAAGACCAACUUCCCGGUCUACCAAAAGGGCCCCACGCUCAACCGCGCCCUCGGCGACUUCCUCGGCAACGGCAUCUUCGCCGCCGACGGCUCCACCUGGAAGCUCCAGCGGCAAAUCUCCAGCCACGAAUUCAACACCCGCACCCUCCGGAAAUUCGUCCAAACCGUGGUGGACACGGAACUCUCGGAGCGGCUCCUCCCCCUCCUGGCCGGCGCCGGAGCGGGAAACACCGUGGUGGACUUGCAAGACAUCCUCCAACGGUUCACCUUCGACAACAUCUGCAAAAUCGCGUUCGGGUUCGACCCCGAGUACCUGCUCCCGUCGCUCCCGCAAACGGCCUUCGCGAGGGCCUUCGACGACGCGACCCGAAUCAGCAGCGAGAGGUUCAACGCGGCGGUGCCUCUCUUCUGGAAAGUGAAAGAGGUGUUGAACGUAGGGUCGGAGAAGCGUCUGAGGGAAGCGAUCUCGGAAGUGAGGGUUUUAGCGAGAAGAAUCAUCCGAGAGAAGAAAAAGGAGCUCGGCGAAAAGAAAACCCUAGAUUCCGUGGAUCUGUUGUCACGGUUUUUAUCCUCUGGGCACUCGGAUGAAGAAUUGGUUAUGGAUAUAAUCAUUAGCUUUAUCCUGGCGGGGCGAGACACUACCUCGGCGGCCCUCACGUGGUUCUUCUGGCUCCUCUCUAACCACCCCCACGUGGAGGAGAACGUUGUUAAAGAAGUUAGGGAUAAGUCUGAGGCUUACUCCCACGUCUAUGACGAGGUGAAGGACAUGGUUUACACGCACGCCGCCUUGUGCGAGACCAUGCGCCUCUACCCCCCGGUUCCCGUCGACACUAAGGAGGCUGUGGACGACGACGUUUUGCCCGAUGGGACUCUCGUCAAGAAAGGCUGGAGGGUUGCCUACCAUAUCUACGCCAUGGGCAGGUCCGACAAGAUAUGGGGCUCCGAUUCCGCCCAGUUUCGCCCCGAGAGGUGGCUGGCCUGGGAUCAGCUGGAAGGCAAGUGGAGCCUCCAGGGGAUCGAUGCUUUUACCUAUCCCGUCUUUCAGGCCGGCCCCAGGGUCUGUUUGGGUAGAGAAAUGGCCUUCUUGCAGAUGAAAAGACUCGUCGCCGCCAUUUUGCAGCGCUUCACCCUCAUCUCCAAGGUCGCCCAACCCGAGUAUGGGGGCUACCUCACGUCUUUCAUGAUAGGUGGCUUCCCCGUCACCAUUCAAAAUCGCCACCCCCAAUCAAUCAAUCCAAUCAAUCUAUAAUAAUAUCAUGCUUCAUAUAUAUAUAUAUAUAUAUAUAUAUAUUGUCUUUUAUCAUAUUGUAAGUAAGUCAAAUAAUGUUACCGAAUGCUUGUGUUGUUCUGGAGUCGAUUGGAGUGAAAAUAAAUAUGUUAUGUUUGAUUCAUAGAAAUAACUUUAUGUUAUAUGGCACCAUCCAUGUUUGUAAGCUCGCUAUAUAUGUACAUGAAAUAUAACACUAUUCAGUCUAUAUAAUGAAUUCAAUUCUCUCAA